Manis javanica (Malayan pangolin) is the source of this 5273-nucleotide messenger RNA. RefSeq names its product SKI family transcriptional corepressor 1 (gene SKOR1). Gene Ontology annotation, cellular component: nucleus; cytoplasm; transcription regulator complex. Lineage: Eukaryota; Metazoa; Chordata; Mammalia; Pholidota; Manidae. Gene Ontology annotation, molecular function: RNA polymerase II cis-regulatory region sequence-specific DNA binding; DNA-binding transcription factor activity, RNA polymerase II-specific; SMAD binding. Gene Ontology annotation, biological process: negative regulation of transcription by RNA polymerase II; negative regulation of BMP signaling pathway. The record is from RefSeq and is a predicted model, not a curated record.
AUGGAGGCUCUCACCACUCAGCUGGGGCCGGGGCGCGAGGGCAACUCCUCACCCAACUCAAAGCAGGAGCUCCAACCCUAUUCGGGCUCCAACGCUCUCAAACCCAACCAGGUGGGCGAGACGUCGCUGUACGGGGUGCCUAUCGUGUCUCUGGUCAUCGACGGCCAGGAGCGCCUGUGCCUGGCUCAGAUCUCCAACACCCUCCUCAAGAACUACAGCUACAAUGAGAUACACAACCGCCGGGUGGCCCUGGGCAUCACGUGCGUGCAGUGCACGCCGGUGCAGCUAGAGAUUCUGCGUCGGGCCGGGGCCAUGCCCAUCUCGUCGCGUCGCUGUGGCAUGAUCACGAAGCGCGAGGCCGAACGCCUGUGCAAGUCGUUCUUGGGCGAGCACAAACCACCCAAGCUACCCGAGAACUUCGCGUUCGAUGUGGUGCACGAGUGUGCGUGGGGCUCGCGUGGCAGCUUCAUCCCCGCGCGUUACAACAGCUCGCGUGCCAAGUGCAUCAAGUGCGGCUACUGCAGCAUGUACUUCUCGCCUAACAAGUUCAUCUUCCACUCACACCGCACACCCGACGCCAAGUAUACGCAGCCCGACGCCGCCAACUUCAAUUCCUGGCGCCGUCACCUCAAACUCAGUGAUAAGUCGGCCACAGACGAACUAAGCCACGCUUGGGAGGACGUCAAGGCCAUGUUCAAUGGCGGCACGCGCAAGCGGACCUUCUCGCUGCAAGGAGGCGGCGGCGGCGGCUCUAACGGAGGGUCUGGUGGGCCAGGGAAGGGUGGUGCUGGUGGCGGCGGCGGCCCAGGGUGUGGCGCGGAGAUGGCCCCAGGCCCGCCGCCCCACAAAAGCCUGCGCUGUGGCGAAGAUGAGGCCACCGGGCCUCCUGGGGCGCCUCCUCCCCAUCCGCAGAGGGGACUUGGUCUGCCAGCGGGAGCCGGCGGCCCCGCGGGCCCCGGAGCGCCUGGUGGCGGAGCCGGCGUACGCAGCUACCCAGUGAUUCCAGUACCUAGUAAGGGGUUUGGCCUCUUGCAGAAACUGCCCCCGCCUCUUUUCCCUCAUCCCUACGGCUUCCCCACAGCCUUCGGCCUCUGCCCCAAAAAGGACGACCCCGUGCUAGGCGCGGGUGAACCCAAGGGUGGCCCAGGCACCGGGAGCAGUGGGGGCGCGGGCACUGGCGGAGGCGCGGGUGGCCCAGGAACCGGUCACUUGCCCCCGGGGACCGGGGCUGGCCCGGGCGGCGGCGCCAUGUUCUGGGGUCACCAACCCUCUGGGGCAGCCAAGGACGCAGCGGCCGUGGCUGCAGCUGCUGCUGCAGCCACUGUGUACCCGACGUUUCCCAUGUUCUGGCCGGCGGCGGGCAGCCUCCCCGUGCCGCCCUAUCCAGCUGCGCAGAGCCAAGCCAAGGCCGUGGCGGCCGCUGUAGCGGCAGCAGCGGCGGCGGCAGCGGCGGCCGCGGGUGGCGGCGGCCCCGAGUCCCUAGACGGUGCCGAGCCGACCAAGGAAGGCAGCCUGGGCGCAGAAGAGCGCUGUCCGAGCGCGCUGUCUCGCGGGCCGCUGGACGAUGACUGCACGGACGACGCGCUGCCUCCUCCGCUGGCCCCGUUGCCCCCGCCCCCGCCGCCACCCGCACGCAAAGGCUCCUACGUCUCGGCCUUCCGGCCUGUGGUCAAGGACGCCGAGAGCAUUGCCAAGCUCUAUGGUAGCGCCCGGGACGCGUACGGCGCCGGGUCCGCUCGUGGGCCCGGACCCAACGCGGGGUCCGGAGGCGGCUACGUGAGCCCGGACUUUCUGAGCGAGGGCAGCUCCAGCUACCACUCCGCCUCACCCGACGUGGACACUGCGGACGAACCCGAGGUGGACGUGGAGUCCAACCGCUUCCCCGACGACGAGGGCGCCCCGGACGAGGCGGAGCCCGGCGUGCCCAGCGCGCCCAGCACCGGAGGCGGCCCAGACGGCGACCAGCCCGCAGGGCCCCCGUCUACCACGUCCUCAGGCGCUGACGGUCCCACAGACUCUCCCGACGGCGGCAGCCCUCGUCCCCGGCGACGACCGGGGCUACCCCCAGCCAGCCGGCCCGCCUUUGGGGACCUGGCGGCCGACGACCUAGUGAGGAGACCCGAGAGGAGCCCGCCGAGCAGUGGCUAUGAGCUGCGAGAGCCUUGCGGGCCUCUGGGGGGCCCCGCGCCGGCCAAGGUGUACGCGCCAGAGCGGGACGAGCACGUGAAGAGCGCGGCGGCGGCGCCGGGGCCCGCGACCUCCUACCUCUGCACCCCCGAGGCCCACGAACCAGAUAAGGAAGACAAUCACUCGACCGCCGAUGAUUUGGAAACGAGGAAAUCCUAUCCAGACCAAAGGAGUAUCUCCCAACCAAGUCCUGCAAAUACAGACCGAGGUGAAGAUGGGCUUACCCUGGAUGUCACUGGAACUCAGCUUGUGGAGAAAGAUAUCGAGAACUUGGCCAGAGACGAAUUGCAAAAACUGCUCCUGGAGCAAAUGGAUCUCCGCAAAAAACUGGAGCGAGAAUUUCAGAGUCUCAAAGAUAAUUUUCAGGAUCAAAUGAAGAGGGAAUUGGCUUAUCGAGAAGAAAUGGUGCAACAGCUGCAAAUUGUCAGAGACACUCUGUGUAACGAACUUGACCAAGAGCGGAAGGCGCGCUAUGCCAUCCAGCAGAAAUUAAAAGAAGCCCAUGACGCCCUGCACCACUUCUCCUGCAAGAUGCUGACGCCCCGUCAUUGCACCGGCAACUGCUCCUUCAAGCCCCCGCUGUUGCCCUAGGGCCGGCCCGGCUGCGCCCACGCGCCCUCAAGCCAUGCUGCUCUCUUCCUGUAAAUACCCACGGCCGCGGCGGCCCAGAGCGAGGAACAAGCCAUUCGGACCGGACCGUUGUAAAUACAGCUUCCCGCCCGUCCGCCCUCCUCCGGGGCGCCACAAGCCCAUGGCCCUGCCUCUGUUUCCAAGUGUAAAUAACCACCUCGCCCUACGGUUGAACUCCCGGGCAUCGGACCUCAAGGGGUUAACUGGACCGAAGAGGGUAAGAAAGGGGAGAGAGAGAGUCUCUCCACACACUGUCCCACCUCCGUACAGCCUCGGACCCCUAAUUUGAAUACAAUGUAGCAACUUCGCUGGCGCUGACCCCCACCCCCAACCCCGCUCCCCUAUCCCGUCCACUUCUGAAACUUGUUCCUAACGACAGUGGCUAUGUGCAAUGGAUAUAAAUGUACUGUGAGUCUCCUGGUUCAGUAUUGGGUUCACUUUAAUUUAUUUACGUUGUUUACGUUAUUUUGCUCUCUUCUUUUGUACUUACUUCCAGUCCCCUUCUGCAUUCCCUUUUGGGUUUUGCUUUGUCUAUUUUUGUUGUAACCUGUUGAUAUAACAGCACUUUAAAAAAGGGCAACAACUGACUCACAAGAUGGAGACCACCUUGAGCCUGUUUGGGAAACCACUCUGUAUCAGUGACUUUUGUUUUUAACAAUAAAGAGAAAUUCUAUCACUUCCUGGGGCUGUGGAGGUGGGAGUGAGGCAGGUGGGAAAGGAGGCUGGGCAGAGACAUGCUGAGGAUUGCACAACAAUUGGGGCAUGGGGACCACAGCGCCAGUUCUGGGGCGCCUGCUGAGAAUUGCACCCGCUCAGGUGGGUAGCAGCUGGCACCCUGACCUCUGCCCCGGCCCUUCAGACAUACCCAGCUUGCCCCACGGGCCAUCCCCUCCUCAUUUCUAGCACUGUCGCCUGGGCCUCUGCCCAGGGAACGAGGUCUAUGGCUUGGUCCUUGACGCCGUGUUGCCUGAACGCUUCCCUGUGUGGUCCCUAGGGGCCGAGAGUUAUUCGUGCCCACCCCACUGGGGAAGUCAUCCCCAGGCCUUCAGAGAAGGGACGCUGUUUUCCUGACAAUUUGCACGGCACCGUUCCCAGAAUGCCAAGUUCAGCCAGAAUUGCUAGAAGGCGCAGGCAUCACCCGCCUUGCCCUGGAGCACUGGGGCACGGGGGAGGCGAGAUAUUUUUGAUGGACCUCGGCGGGCAGGCCUGGAAAGGAAGGGCGUGACUCAGCGCUGGUGCUCGGAUGCUCUCCCGCCAGCCCCGGCGCUACCGACCGGAGGUUUUUAUGUUCCGUCCAGUUUAGUUCGAGCGGGUUUGUGGAUGUGAAGGAGCCCAAGAAGAAAGGUGAGGCCGCUGCAGUCCAGGGCGCCUCCCCGGGGUCGUGCGGGAAGAGCGUGCUCCCCGGCGGCGGCGGUGGUAGAGGCCUCACAUUGCCGCAGGCCUCGCGGCGGCCUGUUUCCGCAGCGCAUCUGCUGGUCCGGCUACAGAUAAAGGAGGGAAACGGCGGCGCCCCUUUUGGAGGGGGAGGAGAGUGUGGCUGGAGUGGGAAAUGUCGCCGUACAGGGAAUCAGUCAGCUCUGGCUUUCAGUUUUACCCCCCUGGGCUGACUAGUAGGGGUGCUGUGUCGCGCCCUGGAUUAUUCCUAGGCCAAUGUUCCGUCCUAUGUAAAAUAAUACUCAGGCCUCGCUUUCCGGGGUGCAUGGAAGCUUCCCUGGAAGGGAAGCAGAGCGCAGGGUAGCGGUCCUCCGCCAGGACCAGCGCCUCGACGACCCGCUCCUUCCACAAGGCUCUCACUGCGCGUCUUGGGAGGACCUGGGGAGCCCCAGGCGGGGACGCUGGAGGGUGCUCCGGCCGGGAAGUUUCACGGUGGGUGGGCUGGAGGGCCCGAGGCGGGGCCGGCGCGCAGGGGGCGUGCUCUGGACCGCCCAAAAGGGGCGCCAGCCGGAGACCGCUGCGCGGUGAAGGCAGGAAGCCAGUCCCCAGAGCAUCCUGAGCUCAGGCUUGCAGCCCUCAAGUCCUGGGAUACUGCGAGGCCAGACACAGGAAAUGAGAGACAGUGGUGAGGGCGCCAGGUAACCUGUGACGCUUCACCAAGGGUUAAAGUCACCACAGGACGCGCGAUCUUCCUGCCGGAACCCUCUGAGAAGCAGGACCGUUUCCUCUGGUGGAACCAAGUCAGUUCUCCACUGUACCACUGGUGAAACGGGUCCAGAGCGGGAGUGACUUGCGUCUGCAUAGCGUGCCAGGGACUAGCGGAGCUGGGACCCGGCAGGCAGCGCAGGGGUGGCAGUGCACGCACCUUUGCCCCUCCGCGCAGCCGCAGCUCUGCAAGCCGCGUUUCCUUUUCUGUAAAAUGGAAAUAGCAGUUGGUGCUCAGACACGAAGUUCCGUGGCUGCGACCCACACAGAGGAGCCUGACAAAUACUCCUUUCCACCUUUCCUUUCCGAAUUCCCCA